CUCGUGAACUAUUUUUAGCUCACGUUUCGGAAUCAAAAACCGAGUCAAUACGGUCCUUGACCCUUUUAAAAAAAUCUAGGGAAUUUUCUUGUCACUAGGGCAACCUUGACGUGCCUUGACAAUCGACAGUGCUUUUGGCAGAUAACCUCAAAACAUAAACAAACGUUUGCGAAUUAAUUUUGCCUGAAAUGGCUUCAGGACUGGAUUCUUUUGUAAACCAUACAGUUUCAAUUAUUACUUCAGAUGGGCGCAAUUUUAUAGGCACGCUGAAGGGUUUUGAUCAGACAAUCAACAUAAUCAUUGAUGAGUCACAUGAGAGGGUCUAUUCGACUACUUCUGGCGUCGAACAAGUUAUGCUAGGAUUACAUAUAAUACGUGGUGACAAUGUGGCCAUCGUGGGACUCAUAGACGACGAACUAGACAAUCGACUCAACCUAGCGAAUAUCAAAGCCGAACCUCUGAACUCUGUAGUUCAUUAAAAUAAAAUCUAGUGACUUUUCA
Zophobas morio is the source of this 501-nucleotide messenger RNA. RefSeq names its product U6 snRNA-associated Sm-like protein LSm8. The record is from RefSeq and is a predicted model, not a curated record. Gene Ontology annotation, cellular component: precatalytic spliceosome; U6 snRNP; U4/U6 x U5 tri-snRNP complex. Gene Ontology annotation, biological process: mRNA splicing, via spliceosome. Gene Ontology annotation, molecular function: RNA binding. The transcript is spliced from 4 exons. NCBI's taxonomy places the organism in Eukaryota, Metazoa, Arthropoda, Insecta, Coleoptera, Tenebrionidae. The coding region runs from base 189 to 479 and encodes 96 amino acids.